Colletotrichum destructivum is the source of this 465-nucleotide messenger RNA. RefSeq lists its product as uncharacterized. Lineage: Eukaryota; Fungi; Ascomycota; Sordariomycetes; Glomerellales; Glomerellaceae. The record is from RefSeq and is a predicted model, not a curated record. The transcript is spliced from 3 exons. The coding region runs from base 68 to 379 and encodes 103 amino acids.
CUCUUUUCCACCAAAACCCCAACCACAGUAGAAUAAUUCUUCCAGUCAACCAAUAGUAAUAUUCAAUAUGCACGCCUUCACCACCCUCGCCGCCGCCCUCGUGGUCGCUGGAGCCCAAGCUGCCCCUGCUCUUGAGAGCCGCCAGAUCAUCUACGGAUGCUACUUCACCGGCGACGGCAUCAUCGACCAGUACGUCAGCGUCGGCCACGACAUCGACGUCACUGGCGCCAGCGGCAAGACCUGGAACAUCGACUGCGGCACGACAUCGCAGCAGCUCGUCCCCAACGUCUUCGCCAAGUGCGACGUGAACGGAAAGCAGCCCUUCGGUAUCACUGCCAACGCGAAGGACGUCAACGCCAUCAACUGCCCGAUUUCCUAAGUCAAUGAUCGCAUUUAUCUAACGUCAACCAUAUAACCAACAUAGCCUUGAUAAUAAUAGAAAUUUAAUUUGAACACCUUGACAAC